UUAAAUAAAACUGUGACAAUAACUGUUCCGGUAUGCUUGCAUCUGCAUGUGGUGUUGUGUUGCGUGAACUUAGUUUAGUGCAAUUAUCUCGAUCUCGUUGCUUAACAUUUUCCAAAACAAUGUCUACCGUUUCGAAGAAUGAAUUAAAAAGGCAAUUAAAAGCGGAGAAAAAGGCCAAAGAGAAGGCAGAGAAACAGCAAAAUCAGAAAGAAGUUGAGAAGAAGGAAAAAACAGCAACAAAAGUAGAAGAUCCAACAGAUGCUGCUGAAUACUUCAAAAUAAGAUGUCAGACUGUUGAACAGUUGAAAGCAUCUGGAGAAUCCCCUUAUCCUCAUAAGUUUCAUGUAUCGAUUUCGUUGCAAGAAUUUGUUGACCGUUACAGUAAUCUUGAAGCUGCCCAAAUCCUUAAAGAUGAAACAUUAUCUGUUGCUGGAAGAGUGCAUGCAAAAAGAGAAUCCGGGGCUAAAUUAAUAUUUUAUGAUCUUAGAGGAGAAGGGACGAAAAUACAAGUGAUGGCACAUGCAGCACAUUACAGUUCUGAAGAAGAAUUUUUAAAAAUUAAUGGAAGAAUCAGAAGGGGUGACAUUAUUGGUUGCAAAGGCUACCCUGGCAAAACAAAGAUGGGAGAGUUGAGCAUAAUACCUACUCACAUUGAAAUUCUGUCACCAUGCCUGCAUAUGCUACCUCAUCUUCAUUUUGGCUUGAAAGAUAAAGAGACAAGAUUCCGGCAAAGGUAUUUGGAUUUGAUUUUGAACAAUUCUUCUCGUGAUAGAUUGAUUUUCCGUGCAAAAAUCGUAAAAUACAUCCGAGAUUUCUUUGAGAACCUUGGUUUUCUUGAAGUUGAAACCCCAAUUAUGAAUAUGAUAGCUGGUGGUGCAACUGCUAAACCAUUUAUUACUCAUCACAAUGAAUUAGAUAUGGACUUGUAUUUGCGAGUGGCUCCUGAAUUGUACUUAAAGAUGCUUGUUGUGGGUGGUCUUGAUCGAGUUUUUGAGAUUGGUCGAUUAUUUAGAAAUGAGGGCAUCGACCUCACACACAAUCCUGAAUUCACAUCUUGUGAGUUUUAUAUGGCUUAUGCGGAUUAUAAUGAUUUAAUGCAGAUUACAGAAUCCCUUUUAUCCGGAAUGGUCAAGUCAUUGACCGGGUCUUAUAAGAUUAAAUAUCAUCCUGAUGGCCCUGAAGGUUCAGAGUAUGAGAUUGAUUUUACACCACCCUUCAAAAGGGUAAAAAUGUUGCCAGGUUUAGAAGCAGCUUUGGGUGUGAAAUUACCUGAUCCUGCUUCCUUCAGUACACCAGAAGCUAAUAAACUGCUAUCUGAUCUUUGCAUUAAGCAUGAAAUUGAAUGUCCUCCCCCAAGAACCACUGCAAGGUUGCUGGAUAAACUGGUGGGUCACUUUUUAGAAGAAAAUUUUAUCAAUCCUACUUUCCUCUGUGAACAUCCAGAAAUUAUGAGUCCCUUGGCAAAAUGGCAUCGUUCUAUUCCAGGCCUCACUGAAAGAUUUGAAAUGUUCAUUAUGAGAACAGAAGUCGUUAAUGCCUACACUGAACUGAAUGAUCCCAUUGUUCAGCGCAGCCGAUUUGAAGUUCAAGCUCAGGACAAAGCUGCUGGUGAUGAUGAAGCUCAAGUGGUAGAUGAAAAUUUCUGCACUGCUCUUGAAUAUGGAUUGCCACCUACAGGGGGUUGGGGAAUGGGAAUUGAUCGAUUCACUAUGAUUUUGACAGAUACCAACAACAUAAAAGAAGUUUUGGCAUUUCCAGCUAUGAAACCAGAAAUCAAUAAACCAAAAGAACAAGAAGGAGAAUUUGAGAAAAAUGUGGAGAACAAAAAGUAAUGUUUGUGACAAUAAUGAAAUCUAUUUUAUUCCUGUUAAAAUAAAACCCCAUCGAGAAAGUAAUAAAAUUAAAUUAUUGA
This is a messenger RNA of Argiope bruennichi, 1912 nucleotides long. RefSeq names its product lysine--tRNA ligase-like (gene LysRS). The record is from RefSeq and is a predicted model, not a curated record. The transcript has a single exon. Gene Ontology annotation, biological process: lysyl-tRNA aminoacylation. The coding region runs from base 33 to 1832 and encodes 599 amino acids. Gene Ontology annotation, cellular component: aminoacyl-tRNA synthetase multienzyme complex; mitochondrion; cytoplasm. Gene Ontology annotation, molecular function: ATP binding; tRNA binding; lysine-tRNA ligase activity. Lineage: Eukaryota; Metazoa; Arthropoda; Arachnida; Araneae; Araneidae.